Spodoptera exigua (beet armyworm) is the source of this 2375-nucleotide messenger RNA. NCBI's taxonomy places the organism in Eukaryota, Metazoa, Arthropoda, Insecta, Lepidoptera, Noctuidae. The record is from the annotation of a GenBank genome assembly.
CGUGUACUGCGUUCAAAACGUUUUGUAAAUACUUUUAUUUCAAUCUUAUUUGUACUUUCACCGUAUCCAUUGUCCGAGCUACAGCUACUGUUUAUGGUAGUAAAUUAAAUAAAGUGUCAGUCGAAGCGGGGUUGUCGCUAACAAUGGAUCUCCUCGAUCAGUUAAUGUUAACCGAAGUAUAUUAUCCUAUAAAGGUCAGGCCGGAGUUUGGCCGGCGCAGUGACCACCGCGCGGCCGCCAGCGCGCAGCGCGCACGUUAUCAAUCCUACACGGCUACACGCUACACCUCUCUACACAAAAAUCUCGAACGGGAAUACCGGAUACCGACGCAGUGCUAAGAAAAUAUAACCGUCUCUUUCCAAUACAUCGUAAAAGGGCCGCGUUUUUGUAUUCCGUCCUUGUCCACAACCGCGGCGCGAUAUCGCGCUAUGCUUAUAGUUAGAAAUAUGUAACUGAAUAGUUUACUUUUGUGUGUAGUUUUGCCAAGUUGAUGUCGCUCGGAAUUAGAAUAGCUGCAUGUUCGCCGCUACUCCGCUACCAAAGUGUCAAGUGUAUUAAAAAUUAAUAUUUACGUGGAGUGUUCCAGUGUUCCGAGUUCGGGCAAUAUUUUAUUGUGCAAGUGAGAGAUGCGCUCGGGUGUGCGAUGGCGCGGAAACGGCACAUAUUUUAGAUUCCAAUAAUGAACGAAAGUUAGUGAUUUAACUGCAGAUUAUGUGCUGUGUGUAUAAAUAACAGUGAUUUUUUUAUUGUGAAAAUGUUCAACGGGAGAUUUUCUCUAUUUAACGUCUCAGUAUGGGUUCUGACGGUAUACCUCGUGUUCCACGUGCCCCUCAUCGAGAUGAGGGUUGAUGACUUCGAGCAGCAGGCGCUGGCACAAGCCAGGGAGCAACCACCAGUGUCGACGGAGAAGCCGGAGCCUAUCAACCAGCACUUGAAGCUGGGCAAGUGCUUCCACAUGCCUCGCUCCAAGUGUCCAGCAGAACCGAACUGCACGAAGGUCGGCUCCAUGUCUGUCUUCUGUUGUGACCUGGACAGCGCCCGGCUGAAGGAGGCACUGGCUUCUUCUAUUACACAAAACACGACAUAUCUUCACGUCCUGAACGCCACCAUUGAUGAGCUGGACGUCUCCCAGGCCAUGUUCCGAAGACUAGCUUCCAUGGCCUUCACUGAUGGGAACAUCGACAAAAUUGUUGGACAGUUUCCGAAACACUCAUCAGUAGCGUGUCUGAACAUCUCGAAUAACAACCUGACGAGUGCCAAGCUGCAGCCUGCCAUCCAGAGGCCGUACGCCUACCUCUUCAACUUGAGCGUGCUGGACGCGUCUGCAAAUAACCUCACAGAGUUCCCAUUAAGCCUGGUCCACAGUAAUCGGAAGAUUUCUGUAGAUUUGUCAGGUAACAGGUACCUCCCCUGCAAGAACUUCAUGAAGGCGAUGGAAGCCAACAACUCGUCUUCGGUGACCUUCCUCAACUACCGGGACACCUACUGCGCCCUGGACAUCAGCUUCAACUGGUUCAAAGAUGUCAGAGUAGUCCAGAUUGACCAUCUGAGGAUACAGAAAGAGGUACUUAACGAGAGCUGUCGCAACAUAAAACCGGCGAAUAUAAACUGCACCUGCAUUCCGGAGCGGUUGGAGUUCUCCGGCGAUGUGAUCACCAACCUGGUUGCCGUGGACUGUUCCCAGCGUAACCUGACCUCGUUGCCGACUGACUUGCCACACAACACCGUCAAGCUGAACGUAUCUUAUAAUAACAUCACCUCGUUGCAAACAGUGGCAGACGACCCCACGUACGAGCACCUGCGGCAGCUGAUAUUAGACCAUAACGAUAUACCGUACAUCCUGGAGCUGGAGGGCACCAAGUUCAUUGACAACUUCAUGCUGUUCUCUAUUGCUUAUAAUAAGCUGAAGACUAUACACACAUAUGUGCUGUCGAAUCGUUUCUACAAAACGGGGCUGGCGCUGUUGAUAGCAGGCAACUACAUAAACUGUGACUGUAACACUGAGAAAACUUUGAAGCCGUGGUUACUAGAAAACUUUAAGAACAUCCCUGACUAUAAGAUGUUGCUGUGUGACGACAAAGUUCCUGUGGUUGACUUGGUUGAGUCACAAGUCUGCCAUACGCCUCGCGACUGGACAGAUUACAUAUACUAUAUCAUCGGAUUAGAAGUGCUUAUCUUAGUGCUUCUCAUUAGUAAAGUGUCUUAUGACUAUUGGGUGUUCAAAACCGCUGGGUAUCUACCCUGGCCAGCGAAUAAAAUGCCGAGAUUGCCAUGCGAUUGGCUAUGCGAGUAGGUUGCCGGUUGAUUGGCGACCGUCAGCUUUGGUUGGCGUUGGUUGAUUGGCAACCAAUGACACCAACUCUGCGCAAGCAAAA